Molecule: messenger RNA, 1353 nt
Organism: Closterium sp. Yama58-4
Lineage: Eukaryota; Viridiplantae; Streptophyta; Zygnematophyceae; Desmidiales; Closteriaceae
Source: the annotation of a GenBank genome assembly
AUGUUCGAGCCGCUCCCCGGGGUUACUAUCCCGCCGCCCCUGACGGAGUUUAAAGCCAAUGAGACGGUUGUGUCGACCCUGCCGAAUGGGCUCCGGAUUGCUUCGGAGAACCUUCCUGGUCCCACGGCGACGGUGGGGCUGUACAUAGACGCGGGCAGCGUGCACGAGAGCGUGGAGAGCAGCGGCGCGUCGCACCUGCUGGAGCGCAUGGCGUUCAAAAGCACCGCCAACCGCACGCACUUCCGCCUCAUCCGUGAGAUCGAGGCGAUGGGGGCGAACGUGCAGUCGUCAGCAUCGCGGGAGCAGAUGGCGCUGACGGCGGACGCCGUGCGCACGUACGUGCCGGAGAUGGUGGAGCUGCUGGCUGACACCGUGCGCAACUCGCUCUUCCACGACUGGGAGGUCAAGGAGCAGGUGGACAAGGUGCGCAGUGAGCUAGCUCAGCUGCAGGCGACAAACCCGCAGGGCCUAAUGAUGGAGGCACUGCACUCCGCCGGCUACGCGGGCGCGCUGGGGCAGCCGCUGCUGGCGCACGAGUCAUCUCUCGCGCGGCUGACCGGGCAGGCGCUGUACGAGUUCGUGGCGGGCAACUACACGGCGCCGCGCAUGGUGGUGGCGGCGGCGGGCGUGCAGCACGAGGAGCUGGUGGACGUGGUGGCGCCGCUCUUCCAAGACAUGCCCGCCGUCAAGCCGCCCCCUGCGCCCGAGUCGCAGUAUGUGGGCGGCGACUGGCGCAUGGCGGCCGACUCCCCUGAGACGCAUGUGGCGCUGGGCUUUGAGUUUGCGGGCGGGUGGCGCAACGAGAAGGACGCGCUGGCAGUGGUGCUGCUGCAGACCCUCCUGGGGGGCGGCGGAUCCUUCUCUGCCGGUGGCCCGGGCAAGGGCAUGUACUCGCGCCUCUACACGCGGGUGCUGAACCAGUACGGCAUGGUGACGUCAUGCAGCGCGUUCAACUCCAUCUACAACGACACGGGGCUCAUCGGCAUCCACGCCACCGCCGCGUCGGGCCAUGCGGCAGAGCUGGUGGACAUCAUGACUCGCGAGCUGCUCGCCGUCGCCCAGCCCAAUGGAGUGUCGGCGGAGGAGCUGCAGCGCGCCAAGAACGCGUGCGUCUCAUCCAUCGAAAUGAACCUCGAGUCGCGGGUGGUGGUGGCGGAGGAUAUCGGCCGUCAGAUCCUCACCUAUGGCCACAGGAAGCCACCGCACGACUUCAUUGCGAAGCUGAGGGAGGUGACAGCGGCAGACAUCGCCAACGUGGCGCGGAAAAUCAUCUCCACGCCGCUCUCCAUGGCAUCCUACGGUGAUGUUGUUCAUGUUCCUCGGUUCGACCAAGUUGCGGCUCGUUUCAGCUGA